CGCGGUGGGGGCGCGGCGCCGUCGCGGUGGUGACGCGCGGGCCGGGCCGGCCUGGACGGGGGGCGGCGGCGGUGGCCUGGCCCGGGAUGGCGAUGUUCCGCAGCCUGGUGGCUUCGGCGCAUCAGCGGCAGCCGCCAGCCGGGCCCGCGGGCGGCGACAGCGGCCUGGAGGCGCAGUACAGUUGCCCCAUCUGUCUGGAGGUGUACCACCGGCCGGUGGCCAUCGGCAGCUGCGGCCACACGUUCUGCGGGGAGUGCCUCCAGCCAUGCCUGCAGGUGCCAUCUCCCCUGUGCCCACUCUGCCGCCUGCCUUUUGACCCCAAGAAAGUGGACAAGGCCACCCAUGUGGAGAAGCAGCUGUCAUCCUACAAGGCGCCCUGCCGGGGCUGCAACAAGAAGGUGACCCUGGCAAAGAUGAGAGUGCACGUGUCCUCCUGUCUGAAGGUCCAGGAGCAGAUGGCCAACUGCCCCAAGUUUGUCCCUGUGGUGCCCACGUCCCAGCCCAUCCCGAGCAACAUCCCCAACAGGUCCACCUUUGCCUGUCCAUAUUGCGGCGCCCGCAACCUGGACCAGCAGGAGCUGGUGAAGCACUGUGUGGAGAGCCACCGCAGUGACCCCAACCGCGUGGUGUGCCCCAUCUGCUCGGCCAUGCCCUGGGGCGACCCCAGCUACAAGAGCGCCAACUUUCUGCAGCACCUGUUGCACCGGCACAAGUUCUCCUAUGACACCUUUGUGGACUACAGCAUUGAUGAAGAAGCUGCCUUCCAGGCUGCCCUGGCCCUGUCCCUCUCGGAGAACUGAAGGCACAGUGGCCACACCCAAUCUGGGCCGGCGAAGCUGCUCUGGUGCCAGGCAUCAAGAGCCUGUGGGGCCAGGAUGCCACCCGGCUGUCCCUCGGGUGUCCCUCAGCUGUUGGCAGGCCGCCCGGGUCACAGCUCACAGCCCUGGGCCAUCGGUGCUUUGCGGGGCAGGUGCCAGCCAGUGGGACCCAGAGCAGUUGGCUGUCUCUUCUAAGCCAUGAUGUUGUCCUUGCGUGAGGGGCAGGGUGCCCAGCUGCAGGAGAGAGCUGCAGGAGCAGCCGGCAGCACCAACAGCCCAACCCGGCACCCGGCUAUGCUUCCACCGUGCACAUUUGGUACUGGCUUUUGUGAUACUUAGAAACCCUGGCGUUUUUCUAUCUUAUCCCAUGUGAUAACCUUUUCACAUUUUAUAGAGCAAAGACAAAGCAGUUACACUUCAUAUUGCAAUAUCUGUGUUUGACUAGGAAGAAUAGUAUUUUUAUGGAACAUUUACAAAAUUAUAUUUUUAAAAAAAAAUAAUCAAAAAUAAACCUUGCGUGGGACCAGAGGACAGGAGUGGCUGGGCACAGCUGGAGCCAGACAAGCUGGGGUUGCGCCUGGGCCUGGUGCCCCAGUCACCAUCACAGCUCUCAAGGGCAUCUGGUUUGUGGUUUCUCUUUGGCAACAACCAAGAAGGGGCCCCAGCAUCCAGCCAAGGGUGGCGGCGGCCACCUCCCUCCCGGUCCUCGGCAUGGUGGCUGCCAUCCCAGCCAGAGCAGAGCUCUUGGGGGUCCAGGCAGGGGCCUACUGGGUAGUGGUCAGGCCAGGAAACACCCAUCAGUGCCCCUGUUCUGUUCCUGGCAUAAAUUAUUGCUGUCUUUUCAAAGAAUUUUCAAUAAAAUGAUCCCAAGCACCUGCA
Messenger RNA from Cavia porcellus (domestic guinea pig), 1697 nucleotides. It is a transcript of the gene Rnf166, whose product is annotated as ring finger protein 166. Bases 87 to 800 code for a protein of 237 amino acids. The record is from RefSeq and is a predicted model, not a curated record. Gene Ontology annotation, molecular function: ubiquitin protein ligase activity. Lineage: Eukaryota; Metazoa; Chordata; Mammalia; Rodentia; Caviidae. Gene Ontology annotation, biological process: ubiquitin-dependent protein catabolic process; protein polyubiquitination. The transcript has 6 exons.